This is a messenger RNA of Felis catus (domestic cat), 3322 nucleotides long. RefSeq names its product solute carrier family 22 member 20. Gene Ontology annotation, molecular function: transmembrane transporter activity. NCBI's taxonomy places the organism in Eukaryota, Metazoa, Chordata, Mammalia, Carnivora, Felidae. Gene Ontology annotation, biological process: transmembrane transport. Gene Ontology annotation, cellular component: membrane. The record is from RefSeq and is a predicted model, not a curated record.
UAGCAUCUGCAGGGCAGAGGCUGACAGAGCCUGGGUCGGAGGUGGGAGCUGCCCUCAGAGCCCCGGGUGGAGCCCCAAGUGCAGACUUUUGGGACACUGCUUGCCACAGGCUGGCACAGGGCCCGGACCCACUGUCCUGAGCCUGUGUGUUGUCCUUGGGAGUCCUAGACCAGGUCCUGGGCCUUGGCGUCCUGUCUGUAAGGGGAGUGGCCAUCACUUCCUGGGAGACCGGGCUGGUUUGGGAGAGGGCCAGAUCGAGGGCUGGGAGGGCAGGUGCACUGGGCCCCGCCCUCUUAGUUCUCUGUAUUGGGUUUUGUCUGAUGAGACGGUUGGAAUGCUAAGGGUCUGGAUGAUCUGGCGGCCCUAACCCCUCAGGAACCCCCAUGCUGGGGCUGAGUGCCUCGGGUGGAGGCAGGGAGAUCAGGGCUUCCCUUUGGCUGCCUUGUUUGAGCAUUUUCAAACUUUUUUUCUUUUUUCAAUUUUUAUUUAUUUUUGAGAGAGAGAGCAUGAGCUGGGGAGGGGCAGAGAGAGGUGGGGACAAAGGAUCUGAAGCGGGCUCUGUGCUUCCAUGCUCAAUCGGAUGCGGGGCUCGAACUCACCAACCACGAGAUCACGACCUGAGCCGAAGUUGGACACUUAACCAACUGAGCCACGCAGGCGCCCCUGCCCUGUAUGAGCAUUUUUAAAGGACUUCUCCCCCGGCCCCCCACCUCAGGCUCUCCUGUGCAGCCAGCCCCUGACUUCUUGAGGGUUGGGGGACAGGGACUGGAUCCCAUGUGCCGAGGCUGGAAUUGGGUUCUUGAGGAUGCCUCACAAAGGCCUCCAGAAUAAAGGGGAGUGUGGUGAUGGUGCCCCAUUUACUGCUGGGGUCCUCCUGGCGAAGGCAGGGGACUGGUGGCUGGGCCUGCAGACCUGAGCGGUGGGCAGUGCGCUGUGAGGUGGCGCCCUGGGACCCCUGGUCUUCGAACUGGGAAGUGAGAUUAAGAGAAACGAGGACAAAGGGCCGGGGGGCGGGGGGCCUGCAGACCUGGGGACACUCGAGGCCUCCUGUGAGGUGUAAUUGGAUCCCUCCGACCUGCCAGACACGGGGCAUCUGCGGUCCUGACCCCGGGCCUGUUCCUCCACCUCCCAGGGCCCCGCCCUUUACAUAAGGCCCCGGCAGGCUGGGCCGUAGGCCAGGCCGCGGCCAUGGCCUUCACAGACCUGCUGGACCGCCUAGGCGGAGUGGGUCGUUUCCAGCUCGUCUACACGGGCCUGCUGCUGCUGCCCUGCAGCCUGCUGGCCUGUCACAACUUCCUGCAGAACUUCACGGCUGCCGUGCCUCGCCACCAUUGCCAAGGCCCCUCCAACCACACCGCGGCCGCCACCAACGACUCGGGGGCCUGGCUCAGGGCCGUCGUACCCCUGGACCGCCUGGGGGACCCCGAGCCAUGCCGGCGCUUCAAGGAGCCUCAGUGGGCCCUCCUGAGCCCCAACACGUCUGUCCGCGGGGCGGCCACGGAGGGCUGCAGGGACGGCUGGGUCUAUGACCGCAGCGUUUUCCCGUCCACUAUCGUGAUGGAGUGGGAUCUGGUGUGUGAGGCCCGCCCCCUCCGCGACCUCGCUCAGUCCAUCUACAUGGCCGGCGUGCUGGUGGGCGCCAUCGUGUUUGGUGGCCUCGCGGACAGGCUGGGCCGCAAGGGCCCCCUGGUCUGGUCCUACCUGCAGCUGGCGGUUUCGGGGGCCGCCACGGCAUACUUCGGUUCCUUCGGUGCCUACUGUGUCUUCCGGUUCCUGAUGGGCAUGACCUUCUCCGGCAUCAUCCUCAACUCCCUCUCCCUGGUCGUGGAGUGGAUGCCCACCCGGGGCCGGACCGUGGCGGGGGUCUUGCUGGGGUACUCCUUUACCUUGGGUCAGCUCAUCCUGGCCGGAGUGGCAUACGUGAUCCGCCCCUGGCGGUGGCUACAGUUUGCUGUCUCUGUUCCUUUCCUCAUCUUCUUCCUCUAUUCUUGGUGGCUGCCAGAGUCAUCCCGAUGGCUCCUGCUCCAUGGCAAGUCCCAGCUAGCUGUGGAGAACCUUCGGAAGGUGGCUGUUAUGAAUGGGAGAAUGGAGGAAGGGGAAAGGCUGACCAAAGAGGUGGUGAGCUCCUACAUCCAGAGUGAAAUAGCAAGUGUCCGCCCCUCCAACUCAGUCUUGGACCUCUUCCGAACCCCGGCCAUCCGAAAGAUCACGUGCUGUCUCAUGGUGGUCUGGUUCUCCAACUCCCUGGCUUACUACGGGCUGGCCAUAGACCUGCAGAAGUUUGGACUCAGCGUAUACCUGGUCCAGGUCCUCUUUGGGGUCAUAGACAUCCCGGCCAUGCUGGUAGCCACCACCACCAUGAUUUACGUGGGCCGCCGGGCCACAGUGGCUUCCUUCCUCCUCCUGGCGGGGCUCAUGGUGAUCGCGAACAUGUUUGUGCCAGAAGACAUGCAGGCCUUGCGCAUGGCCCAGGCGGCACUCGGCAAAGGCUGCCUGGCCAGUUCCUUCAUCUGUGUGUACCUGUUCACGGGCGAGCUGUACCCCACGGAGAUCAGGCAGAUGGGGAUGGGCUUUGCUUCGGUCAGUGCCCGCUUUGGGGGUCUGACUGCACCCCUGGUCACCACGCUUGGGGAGUUCAGCACCACCCUGCCGCCCUUGGGCUUCGGGGCCACCUCGAUCCUGGCCGGCCUGGCUGUCUGCUUCCUGGCUGAGACCCGCAACGCGCCCCUGGUGGAGACCAUCGAGGCCAUGGAGAGGAGAGUCCGACAAGGUCUUCGCAAGGAGGAUGCAGAAGAGAAGACGGAAGAAAUUUCUCUCCGGCAGCUGGGAGCUUCUCCCCUCAAAGAAACCAUCUAAGCUGCCAAGAGCCUGGAGCUUGCUGGCCGCACCUUCUUUGGUGUUGAGACACCGCUGGGGCUUUUCCUGACAAUGAUCAGGGGUGAGGUUGGCCAAGGACCGUGGUGGCCCGGCGAGUCCGUGCCAAAGAGCUGCCUACAAACCAGAGCUGUGGCGACUGGAACAAAACCGGCCAGCAGCAGCCAACUGGCGUCCCAGACAUGCAGAAAGUCAAGAGAAAUAGGCCCAGGCACCAAAGGAGGAGCUGUGUUCCCUUCCGUCCUUGAAUCCGCCCCCUUAAGACCUCUGUUCAUUCUUAUCCCGCUUCAAAACACCGUCUUGGCAGUGUUGGGGUGGCUGACAUUUCUGCCCCUGGUUGUCCCUGGAACAGCCCCACCUGGCUUGUUCUUGAGAACCCAUUCUGCCCCACUCAUGGGGCCUUUCCUCUUUCCGGCCGCAUAUGCAAUUAAAGCUCUCUUCCCCUGUG